Messenger RNA from Closterium sp. Yama58-4, 768 nucleotides. The record is from the annotation of a GenBank genome assembly. NCBI's taxonomy places the organism in Eukaryota, Viridiplantae, Streptophyta, Zygnematophyceae, Desmidiales, Closteriaceae.
AUGGAAAAGUCCGCGAUUCUGGGACGCCUGGUGCGCGUGUCUGGGUUCCAAGAACGCCUCUUGGCCGACGACCUUUUCUUCCUUAAAGUCUUCUUCGAGUGCGGCGUCGGAAUGUUCACAAAGACUUUGGCCGAGUACGAUCGCCGAAAGGAGAAUUUCAUGAAGGAGAUCAACUUCGUGAUCGCCGAUAUCGUCAUGGCGCUCUUCGCGGAUUUCAUGCUGGUUUACCUGCCGGCUCCCACCAUUGCGCUGCGCGCUCCUGCCAUUAUCAAGGGCAACAAGAUCGCAUCGUUCUUCGCGCGUUGCCCUGACAAUGCCUUCCAAAUGGCGUUGGGUGGAGCCAAGUACAGUCUGUUGCAACGAGUGGGCUGUGUCGUGAGAAAUGGCGGGAAGCUGAUGGCCGUGGGAACUGUGUCGUCCUUGAUUGGCACUGGUGUCACAAAUGCACUGGUUGCUGCUGGCAAGAAGAAGGAAGCAGCUGCAACUGGCAAGGAGGUGGUGAAGGGCGAGGGGGAGCUUCCUUUGGUGGCGACAAGUGUUGCGUAUGGUGCAUACAUGGCCGUCUCCAGCAACUUGAGAUAUCAAAUACUUGCGGGAGUGAUUGAGCAACGCAUGCUCGAUCCUCUUCUUCGCAACCACAAGAUCGUCCUCUCUGGAGCUUCUUUCUGUAUCCGUACCCUCAACACCUAUCUUGGCUCCCUCCUGUGGGUGGAUUAUGCCCGCCUGGUCGGAGUUCAGUCCCAUGAGGCAGAGGCUCAAGCAGCUUGA